Messenger RNA from Cloeon dipterum, 1263 nucleotides. Its product is annotated as G-patch domain and KOW motifs-containing protein. The record is from RefSeq and is a predicted model, not a curated record. Gene Ontology annotation, biological process: mRNA splicing, via spliceosome. Gene Ontology annotation, cellular component: spliceosomal complex. Bases 99 to 1214 code for a protein of 371 amino acids. Gene Ontology annotation, molecular function: nucleic acid binding. The transcript has 7 exons. Lineage: Eukaryota; Metazoa; Arthropoda; Insecta; Ephemeroptera; Baetidae.
AUACAGCAACACCACUAUUCAAUGCGGAGCUUGUUUACGAACCAAACUGUUAGUGGUAUACAGCUUGUAGUUGUCGCAUUUUCGGAUUUUAAGCGAAAAUGAGCGAAGACGGUAGAGUCAAAGUGAGUUUUGGCUUUGCCAAGAAGCCCCCACCGAACCCAAAAAUUAAAUUGGCUCCUAAAAAGGAUGAGCCGGUUGAGUUUAUCACAUCUUUAGAAGGGCAGGAGUUUGAGUCUGUUGGAACCAAAGUUGAGGAAAAGAAACAAGAGUUAGUUAUUCCUCUGAAUAAGACUGUUCCCAAAUGGCAAAAGAAGUUGAUGAAGCUCAGCGUGAACCAAUCGACACCCGCUACAAAUGGAAUAAAAGUUGAAAGAGAUGAAUUGGAUAUACUUGCAGAGCAGGAAAUCAUCAGAGAGGCCUCUGAGGCUCUCGCAGAGCGAGAGGAGGAGAAGAGAAUAAACACAAUUCCAAUGAAUCUCGAUGAUGACGAAGUUGAAGUAGAUAAAGAUGAGCCCACAUCUGAAAAUUACGAAUCUAUUCCUGUGAAAGAUUUUGGCUUGGCCAUGCUUAGAGGUAUGGGAUGGGAACCUGGCAAAGGAAUUGGCAGAAAUCCAAAAGUUGUAGAGGUCAAGGAGCCGGCAUUUCGACCAAGAGGAAUGGGAUUGGGAGUGGAGGCCAAGAAACCUCCAAAGAAGAACACUGACGAUGGCCAAGACCUGCGGAUGUGCAAAGGGGCGUAUGUCAAAGCUUUUCAAGGACCUCUUCAAGGCUGUUAUGGAAAAGUUGAAAGUCUCCAUGACACAUUAGGCCGGGUAUUGGUGCGAAUGACCCUUGGAGGAAAAUUACAGAGCAUCUGCGAGUAUAUGCUUGAACUUGUCACAGUCAAAGAGUACAACGAGAAAUCUAGAGUAGUUAGUUCUGAUAAUGCAGCUCUUGUCCAGCGUAGUUUGGACAAAGUGGCAAGUGCCAAUGGCUCUGCGGAGAAAACUUACGGGUUAGUUCAUUUGAAGAAGAGCGUCGAGACCAAUAAGCAGGAUGAGGAAAGAGAGGAGAGUCCAGAAAGAAGAAAACACAAGCACAAGAAGCGGAGCAGGAGUAGGGAACGGAAGCGGAGCCGUGAGAGGAAAAGAAGCCGAAGUAGGGAAAGGAAGAAAAGCAGAGACAGGAGCAGAGAAAGGAGGAAAAAGAGUAAAAGCCCGCAUCGACGCCGAUGAUUUUAUUUUUAAAUCAUUCUUUUGAGAUUAAAUUCACUACAGUUCAAAA